AUGGACUUCAAGGAGGGCGAUUGGCAUUGCAGCCAGUGCGGCGACCACCAGUUCGCGCGCAACGCGACAUGCCGCAAGUGCGGCGCGCCACGCGAUGGUGGUGGAAGAGGCGGCAGAAUGAUGCAAGCGGUGCCGCCGCCUGCAGCUCGUGGGGGAUGUGGGGGCGACUACAAGCAGGGUGACUGGACCUGCUCGGACUGUGGCGACCACCAGUUUGCCCGCAAUGCCUCCUGCAGGAAGUGCGGCGCACCACGUCCAGAUGCAGGUGGCUUCGGUGGUAUGGCUGGGUUGGGUGGCAUGCCCGCGAUCGGCCAGAGCCAGGGAUACAAGGCUGGCGGGAUCGUGGGUCUUGCAGAUGUUCCUGGGGCAGCGGGCAUUCACCCUCAAUACCUGGAGCAAGCGGCUAACAUGCUGGGCGUAUCGAUUUCUCCUCGUGGCUCUGUUGCCUCCUCGCUUCCUGGCGGAGCAGCCCUCGGUGCAGGGUUUAAGCCGGGCGACUGGAACUGUCCAAGCUGCGGUGACCAUCAGUUCGGGCGGAACGAAACUUGCCGCAAGUGUGGAACUCCAAAGCCUGGAGAUGUUAGUGCAUCACAGCACCUAGCAGCUUUGUCGCAGAGUGCUCCGCUGGGAGGCAGAGAUAACAGCCAGGACUUCAAGCCUGGCGAUUGGAAGUGUCCUCGCUGCGGUGAUCACCAGUUCGAGCGCAACGCUGCUUGUCGAAAGUGUGGUGAGCCCAAACCGGCGCAGUCUGGGGGUGCACCGCAAGUCUAUGGCAUUGCCGGAUCGCUGCUGGCUGACAUUCAAGCCCGUGCCGUUGCCGGUGGGCCUCCAAUGAGUGGCGGUUUCAAGCCUGGCGACUGGACUUGUGCAGCGUGUGGCGACCACCAGUUCGGACGGAACGAGACCUGCCGCAAAUGUGGCUCUCCGAAGCCGGUUUUGUCAAGCAAUAACCAGGCGAUGAAGCCUGGUGAUUGGCUUUGCCCUGCCUGUGGGGACUUGCAGUUUGCGAGGAAUGAGGCUUGCAGGAAGUGUGGAGCAUCAAAGCCAGACGAAAAUGCACGCUCCCGAAGCCCUGUUCGUCGAUACUAG
Messenger RNA from Symbiodinium natans, 1089 nucleotides. The record is from the annotation of a GenBank genome assembly. Lineage: Eukaryota; Dinophyceae; Suessiales; Symbiodiniaceae.